CGAGAGUGUGCAUUGAUGGGCAAUUAUGAUACCGCACUCUUAUAUUUCGAAGGCAUACUACAAUCUAUUCAUCACCAUGCCAAAUCGCUUGCAGAUGCGGAGCAGUGCAAUAAAUGGAUGGAUACUAAGGAGCAACUUAUGGCAGAAUUCAAGGUUAUCAAAGAUAUUUCUUUAGAGCUAUCCAAAUUCAAGGCAAGAUCGGAUACAUCUGGUGCAAAACCAUUUUCAAUUAUGGAUGAUGGACAGGAAAUAUACGACAAAGAUGUUUGGCCAGCUCCAACUCCAAAUCCAACGCCAUCCAAACGAAUGCUUGCUCAGAAGCAACGUGGAGGUGAGGAAGAUCUGCCAUCAUGGGCUCGAAACCAGUCUAUUACUACACAGCCCAACACACGGCGAGUUGCUCCAGUCAAAUCCAAGCCGGUACUUCAAUCUGUUACCAAGCGAUCUUCAGUACUAAAUAUAAAAGGUCCCAGCACGUCAUCCAAAGGCAAUGCAGCUUCAUCUCCAGUGCAAAGUCGCCCGGCACAAAGAAAGUCUAAAGGAUCUACAUCAAAUUUAAUUGAUCAAGCAGUAGAUACAAAGCGAGGACGAGGGCGGAAGCUUUCCAACAAUUCAAAUCUUGAUAGCGAGGAACUCGCACUUGAUGGUGGCCAAAACGCCAAGCCAGAGUUUGAUGGCACUGGAUAUGACAAGGAGCUGGUCGAGAUGAUAAAACGUGAUAUUUUACAAACUUCACCAAAUGUUCGCUGGACAGAUAUUGCUGGACUUCGCGAGGCAAAAUCAUUGCUAGAGGAAGCUAUUGUACUUCCAUUGUGGAUGCCAGAUUUCUUUCAGGGAAUUCGUCGACCAUGGAAAGGAGUUUUAAUGACAGGACCUCCUGGUACUGGAAAAACGCUUUUGGCAAAAGCAGUUGCUACGGAAUGUGGAACGACGUUUUUCAAUGUUACUGCAAGCAUGUUGACAUCAAAAUGGCGUGGUGAUUCUGAAAAGAUUGUUCGUCUUCUGUUUGAAAUGGCCAGACACUAUGCUCCAAGCACGAUAUUUAUAGAUGAAAUUGACUCUUUGUGUAGUACUAGAGGUGAGGGGUCUGAACAUGAAGCCAGUCGAAGAGUCAAAUCAGAAAUUCUCAUGAAUAUGGAUGGUAUCAGCAGUAUUGCAGGUCGCACAACUCCUGAGGGGUCAGAUGGAAUUGUAAUGGUUCUUGCUGCAACAAAUUUUCCAUGGCAUAUUGAUGAGGCUCUUCGACGACGCCUUGAAAAGCGUAUAUAUAUACCACUUCCCGAUCUGAACAGCAGAAGGGAGUUGCUCAAACUCAGCCUCGAGUCCAUCAAAAUUGCCGACGAUGUAGAUCUUGAAGACCUUGCAAAAAAAAUUGAUGGGUACAGCGGAGCUGAUAUUACAAACAUUUGUCGCGAUGCAAGUAUGAUGAGUAUGAGAAAACGUAUUCGUGGAUUGACUCCUGACCAAAUUAAAAUCAUUCCAAAAGAUGAGUUGGAGUCGCCAGCAACCAAAGAAGAUUUUGAAACUGCGGUGUCGCGGAUUCAAAGCUCAGUAUCACAGUCAGAUCUGAAGCAGUAUGAGAACUGGAUGAAGGAAUUUGGGAGUAUUUGA
This is a messenger RNA of Batrachochytrium dendrobatidis JAM81, 1611 nucleotides long. RefSeq lists its product as uncharacterized. Bases 16 to 1611 code for a protein of 531 amino acids. Gene Ontology annotation, molecular function: microtubule severing ATPase activity; ATP hydrolysis activity; microtubule binding. NCBI's taxonomy places the organism in Eukaryota, Fungi, Chytridiomycota, Chytridiomycetes, Rhizophydiales. Gene Ontology annotation, cellular component: microtubule cytoskeleton. The record is from RefSeq and is a predicted model, not a curated record. The transcript has 15 exons. Gene Ontology annotation, biological process: microtubule severing.